AACCCUGCCCUCCUCACUCAGCCCCCUCUCCUGUCCCCUGCUUGCCCUCACCUGGUGAGGAAGGAGCCCUACUGGACUGGAGGAGGCCGGGGGGCCCACGGGGCGGGGGCACACUUGGCAGGCUGCGCCGGCACUGCUGCUGCUGCUGCCGCUGCCCGUGUUCGGCCGCCGAGCCAGGCCCGGCUGCCCCCCCCUUUUCUCACCCCCCACGCUCCUUGCCCCCCUCCUCGUCCCGUCUCGGCGCGGAUCAGGCCCCAGCCACCGACGACGACACCACCUCCUCCCCCUCCAUGGCCGCCGCUUACCCGGCUGCCGCCGUCGCUGUUGCUGCUGCUGCUGCAUUGUGGGAAGCGGCAGCCUGAGCCGGACCCACCUCACUCGCCGCCGCCGCCCAGACCGACUCCAGCAGCAGAAGCCGCCGCCGCCGCCGCCGCCACCAUCGCUAUGGGCGCCGUAACUGACGAUGAAGUUAUUCGCAAGCGACUUUUGAUUGAUGGUGAUGGUGCAGGUGAUGACAGACGGAUAAAUUUGUUGGUGAAGAGCUUUAUCAAGUGGUGCAAUUCUGGAUCUCAAGAAGAAGGCUAUACCCAGUAUCAACGCAUGCUGAGCACUCUGUCACAAUGUGAAUUUUCAAUGGGGAAAACUUUACUUGUGUAUGAUAUGAACCUCAGAGAAAUGGAGAAUUAUGAAAAAAUCUACAAAGACAUAGAAAACAGCAUAGCUGCAGCACAUGAAAAAAUUGCUAAGUGCAAAAAGCAGAUUCUUCAAGCAAAAAGAAUACGGAAAAAUCGCCAAGAAUAUGAUGCCUUGGCUAAAGUAAUACAGCAUCAUCCAGAUAGGCAUGAAACACUGAAGCGGUUAGAAGCUCUAGGAAAAGAACUUCAGCAUCUUUCUCACAUCAAAGAAAGUGUUGAAGAUAAAUUGGAGCUGAGACGAAAGCAGUUUCAUGUCCUUUUGAGCACCAUCCAUGAACUUCAGCAGACACUGGAAAAUGAUGAAAAGCUUUCAGAAGCAGAAGAAUCCUCAGACAAUCCAAUGGAGGUGGAAAAUAAACAGUAGAUGGACUUUGGAUUUAACUCAGAAGCCUGGAACAACAUUUUUUCUCCCCAAAUUGAAUACUUAGAAGUUUGGAUUUUUAAAUAUUUUUUCAACAGGAAACUAAAAUAUGCUUCAAUUAAUUUUUGUGAGUUUGUCCUAAUCUUUGAAAUAUGCUUUUACAUUUUUAUGUAAUACAUAGUUAGAAUUGUGUAAAAAGCUGUUCAUGUUUGUAUUCACACAGUUUAGCAGCGUUGCACCCUUCUAAGUCAAUUUAAACCAUUGGGUUUAAGAGAGUUGUAACUUGGUUUAGGAUUGCGGUGUAAAGCAUGAAAUAUCUGUCCCUAAAGAACAGCCUUGGUCCAGUUGUUACUUUUCCAUGCAGAGCAGUUUCACUGCACUGACACAGCUCCCUUUCCUUCAAAGUCUUUCUUAUUCACUUCAUAUUUUAAAAGGCAGCAAAAUCUUGAACUUUCAGAACCAUUUGAAUUGCUGUCAGUAAGCAAAGGAAUACCCUUGUCUUCCGAGUGCCACUUCCUGAGACAGUGAAAUAGCAAUCCACUGCUGCUGAAAUUUUAAAUAUUACUAACUUGAAAUCCUUUCUACUUUUACCAUCCCUGAUGGGAGUCAGCAACAACAUCUACAUGGAAAACACAUAUUUUUAAGUUUAUGCUUCUUUGUAGUCCUUAAGGAAACCCUUUGAAACUGCUUAGAGGACUGAAGUAUCUUGUUUCCCAAAGAUUCGCAUUGUUGUAGCUCUGCACUUCUCAGAGCCAGUAAUUGUAUGGAUUUUUCACUGAUGUUAUCCAAGAGAUUAUCCACCUAGUGAGAAAUAGGUAUUAAAUAAACUGACGUAUAGCAAAAGAAAAGCAAAUUUAUUUGAUCUGAAAGAAAGAUGAAAGGCUUUAGUCAUCUAAGGUACUGUGGGGGGAACGCUAUAGUGGUGAAAUGUAAAAAUUGUUUACUCUGCAAGCUCUAUGUGACAGAUGCUGUCCUUGCAAAUAGCGUCUGGCAGUAAUUAAGAACAUGAGCUGUGAGCUGGAAGUCCUUGUUCAAAUCUCAGCUUUGUGAACUCUGAGUGCCUUGAGGAACAUGCUAUCAGUCCAUCCAAUAUAAUAUGGAAACAAUAAUAGCCUUCCUUAUUGAAUUGUUUUAAGGAUUACUGAGAUUAUGUGAAUGACUAUUUGGGAAAAUGUGCUAAAUAAAUACACGGUAACAAAACACAUUUACCUGUAAAACUACAGUAGGGUACAAUCUCAUAGCAUAUUUGGUAGUAGGGGUGUGCAUUCCAAUAUUUCUGUUCUGAAACAGUGUCCCAGGUUCCCUGUUUGGUUUUGGACUGGGUAUUUCUAAUUAAAACUGAACAAGCGAUUUAGGCAGUGUUUGGGGUUGGGAAUAUCUGGAUCUGAUAUCUAAAAAAGAGGAAAAAAUUGAAAAAAGGAGGGUAUACAUUAUUUAAAUAAAUAAAGCUGAAGAUUGGGGGGGCAGGGGAGGAUGAUGGGUGAGAAGGAAGCCUGGAAAGAGAACAGGAUAUGGGAGCUGCCAGAAAGAAAGAAAGGAGAGGGGGGAGGUGCCUCCCUGUAAGUCCUUGCAGGAUCCUGAUUGUCACUAUCUAAUUCUCAUCUUGGUCUAUAGAUAUUGAAAUCUGGAGACUGCAGUCAUGAGUUGUUUGGGAAAGUGGGGGCUCAUUUCUUUUGACUCUCAUCUUACACAUUUCCUUUUAACAUGACAAACUCAAAACACACCAUUUUCUUUGUCUACUAUAUUUACGAGAGAUAUAACCUAUUUUCAGAGGAAUGUCAAUUGCUCUCAUACAUGAUGUGUGGUAAAUAUUUGUGGUUAAAAACAAGUCAUUAAGACCCUUGUGGGGGUUGUUUGUAUUAGUAAUCAGUUAAUGGAUGGGCACAUCUCUGUUCUUAUAAAAUGUGAAUGAUGCAGAUUUCAGGAUGCUUUGUGGUUUUUAACAAUCUGAGCCCUUAUUUUAUUAGAAAUAACCAUUUAUUCCAUUAUUAAAAGGCUGAUAUAGCUGUGAUGUGAAUGAUGAAGUAGCUUGUUGACAG
Messenger RNA from Gekko japonicus, 3095 nucleotides. RefSeq names its product THO complex 7 (gene THOC7). Gene Ontology annotation, cellular component: THO complex part of transcription export complex. Lineage: Eukaryota; Metazoa; Chordata; Lepidosauria; Squamata; Gekkonidae. Gene Ontology annotation, biological process: mRNA processing; mRNA export from nucleus. The transcript has 8 exons. Bases 445 to 1059 code for a protein of 204 amino acids. The record is from RefSeq and is a predicted model, not a curated record.